This is a messenger RNA of Acipenser ruthenus (sterlet), 3729 nucleotides long. RefSeq names its product ral guanine nucleotide dissociation stimulator-like 3a (gene rgl3a). The coding region runs from base 583 to 2670 and encodes 695 amino acids. Gene Ontology annotation, biological process: positive regulation of GTPase activity; Ras protein signal transduction. The transcript has 15 exons. Gene Ontology annotation, molecular function: guanyl-nucleotide exchange factor activity. The record is from RefSeq and is a predicted model, not a curated record. Gene Ontology annotation, cellular component: plasma membrane. NCBI's taxonomy places the organism in Eukaryota, Metazoa, Chordata, Actinopteri, Acipenseriformes, Acipenseridae.
CUAACUUCAGUCAGAGAAGCUGAGGAAGGAGCAAGAUGCAAGGAGCUUUAUUUAAAGUAACACAAGAGUACUUGGAUUUGAACUGCGCGUGCUUUAUAGUGAUGCUAAGUGUUUAUAUUGAGGCUCACACCAUUUCUGUGGAUAGUUUCUUAAUGGAAUCUGAUUGAAUAUUAUUUUUUUUUUGUACUUGUGGAAAUUUGUUUCCCUGCGUACUGGGAAUGAAAUCAGUUUGAGAAGCUCAAACCAGUACCAAACUGGAGAACUGUUAAUUGCAAACGGCAAAUUGAAAAAACCCUGAAAGGUCUAUUAAAAAUAAUUUAAAACGUGUGCCAGAUGAAAUUCUUUAUGUGGGUAGGGAGAAUGUUGCCUUGAGUUUUACAUUAUUUUUUACAAAAUUACCGUACAAACUUCAAUUGAAGUCAAGUGUAACUUUAUAAUUUUAAAAAAGAACCACAAUGUGUUUAAAGAAAAUGUUUGCUGUCCAAGCUGUGGAAUCGCUGUAGUUAGUUAGGUCUGCUUAGCUGUGUUUCUAAACUGGGAGGUUGGGAAAAGCUGGGAAAGACUCGGAAGGAGAUCUGGGGAAUGUUUGAGAGACGGAGAUUGGGAUUCAAGAUCAGGCGCAGCUCGGACCUGCGGCUGAAUUCGGAGGAGACAGUCUGUCUGAAGAGUUUCCAUGCCAGAGACGUUGAGGGAGAUCUGGACCCAGUGCAGGAGUGGGGAGAUGAGUCUGAUGAUGGUGUGCUCUACAGCGUCACCUUGAGGAGGAUUCCGGUAGAGCAGUCCCAGGGCAGCUUCGUCCAGUACAAAACCAUUAAGGUGCGCAGCGUGAAGGCUGCCACACUGGAAAGACUGGUGUCCCUCCUACUGGAGCCCGGCACGGACCCCCACUUCACCACCGUCUUCCUGUCAACGUACCGGGCCUUCACCACCACUCAACAGCUCCUGGAGAUGGUGCUUGACAGAGCAAGCAGCUUCGACGGAAACAACAACGAUGACAACGCUGACCAGACUGGCUCCGGAGUCUGCAAGAGGACUCUGUCCUCUCUGCUCAGUCUCUGGCUGGGUGAGUUCAGUGAGGAUUUCCGUGACCCCCCACAUCACUCCUGCCUGCUGGUGCUGUGCUCAUACCUGCGCAGGGACCUGCAGCUUCGCUGGCUGUGUCUGCAUGUAGAGAAGCUUCUGCGGAGCUUCAGUGCGGCAGAGAGUUGCCGUGGAAACCAGUUCAGCUUCCCUUUGAGCGGGGAGGAAGUUGAGAAUUACAGUUCGCCGGGGAGGUGGGACUUCCUGACUUUCCCUUCCAGGGACGUCGCGGAGGAGCUCACUCGAUUGGACGCUGAUCUGUUUGUCAAGGCGAUCCCCUUCCAGUGUCUGGGCUGCGUCUGGUCCCAGCGCGACAAGAAGGAGAACAAACACCUGGCGGCCACCAUCCGUGCCACCAUCUCCCAGUUCAACAGCGUCACCAACUGUGUGAUCAGCACCCUGCUGAGGCAGCCCGCACCCCCGCCCGUCCGCGCCAGCGUCAUCGAGAAGUGGAUCCGAGUGGCACAGGAGUGCCGAGCGUUGAAGAACCUCUCCUCUCUCAGAGCCAUCCUCUCUGCACUACAAUCCAACUCCAUCUUCAGGCUCAAGAAGACCUGGGCCGCAGUCUCCAGGGAGAGCUUGUCAAUCUUCGAGCAGCUGUCAGAAAUGUUUUCGGGUGAGAAUUGUUCUCUCAGCGGGCGUGAAAUCCUUCUGCAGAGCCCUGGCUGUGGCGCUGUCCCGUACCUCGGCACCUACCUGACCGCCCUGACCAUGCUGGACUCCGCCCUGCCCGACACUGUGCAGGGCGGACUUAUCAACUUUGAGAAGCGGCGACGGGAGUGUGAGGUCCUGUCUCAGAUCAGACAGCUGCAGGGGUCCUGCUUGCAAUACAAGCUGAACGAUCACCCAGAGAUCAGCUCCUGGCUGCGCAGUUACAAGAGGCUGUCUGAGCGGGAGAGCUACGACCUGUCCCAAGAGGUGGAGCCCCCUGUGGACUCCUAUCCUGCCUCCACUGGAACCUGGAACCACCGGACCCUGGCCAAGAAGAUGAUCUGGCUGCUGAUGGGCUCAGAGGGGUCCGGCUCUAAAUCCAGUCCGGACCUGGUCAGUCUCACCUCCUCGGGAUCCAACGGGUCCGAAACGGAAGAUCUUACCGUACCCAGCUCCCCCCGCCGAGCAAAGCACAUGGUACGACCCUGGGUCCUGUCUGGCUGCUCUCGGGAUCUGCGUGACGAUGUCUUCAGCUCCUCCGAGCCCUCCAGCCCCCUCCCCUUCCUCCAUCCACUCCAGCACCGCCGCUCCGCCUCCAUGACCUCACUUCCUGUCUACAACCAGCAGAUCGACGACUCGUGCAUCGUGCGGGUCAGCGUGGAGUCCAGCAACGGGAACCUUUACAAGAGCAUCCUGCUGACCAGUCAGGAUAAAACGGUGUCAGUGAUCCAGCGAGCUCUACAGAAACACAACGUGGAAAGUGUGCGUUCCGAGGACUUCCAGCUGAGCCAGGUCCUGCCAGGGGGCAAAGAGCUGAUCAUCCCAGACAAGGCCAAUGUGUUCUACGCCAUGUGCACCUCGGCCGAUUACAACUUCAUCCUGAAGAGGAGGCGGGGCCACAAGACUCCACCCACCCCCACUGCGGGGUGGAAGAAGUAGAACUGCUGCCCUCUAGUUGUGGGGAGGACAAACGACAAAAAUGAAGUCUAUCCUAUUUGAAUGUAACGCAAGCAAAUAAGAACCAGAAAUGACUGCAAACCCAAACAAAACCUGCUUUUCUGAAGCUAUUUUAAAUGUCUGGCGCUCCGACAAGACUGACCGCUGAUUGACCACUGUCUUCAUUUCCAAGAAUAAGAAAUUCACGAUGGCUACGAGCCCAACACAAGAGUUCACUGCUGUGUUCAGUGUGCCGCUGCGUACGAUUGCAGGCAGGCUUCCCCACAUCCAAUCGAAUGAACCCUGCAAGAGAACGAGGAUGGAAACUGAACUGGUUUGCAUGUUCUCUUUUAAAACUGAAGGCUUCACGCUGCUAAAGCAAUAACACAUCAUAAGGAAAUGUCAUAAUAACUCCUGCAGCUACUGGCAUGUAGGAAAAAACGUCGCUUAGUUUUUAGGUAUCAAGUUCCACAUGUUUCAACAAAGACCUUAACCCCCUGUCAGCCAGUUUGCGUGUUCUGUUGCCAUGGAGGCACCCUUUUUUGUUGCCGUGGAGACGCCCUGUUUUGUUGCUGUGGAGACGCCCUGUUUUGUUGCCGUGGAGACACCCUGUUUUGUUGCCGUGGAGACGCCCUGUUCUGUUGCCGUGGGCAGCCGUAGCCAGGCAGUGGAAACCUGGUAUAACAGCACAUAAUGAAGCAGUAAUGAAGGAUAUUUAUUGAAGCUGUGUUUAGAUAUGUGUGUUUAGUUAAACUUGUACAUGUUUAUUGCUGUGUGUUUAAUUUAUGGUGUGCCUGUUUCAAACGUUCUGAUUGAAUUACUUGCCUUUUGUCUGCGAUUGCCGGUCGGACAACAAUAUCGAAACUCCUGCCAUAUGCACCACAUACUUUUGUAUAAAACGUAGACUCGCUCGCUGACAUGUCCAGUCAGUGCCGUCCUGGACUACCCACGCUGGCCCCACACCCUAUUGACAAUGUUAUGGCGGGUCAUCCACUUGUUUGGGCUGUGCUUGUCCAGUGUGUGGAUAAGAGUAUCUUGAUAAUGAAUAAAGGCAUUUGUUCA